UCCCCUGUGUCCACUUGUUUUUGACAACCAAACAUGGCUGCACUCCAGAACGCUGAAGCUUGAAGAUUUCCUCAAAUAAACGAGCACUGUUGCAAACAUGGCGAUGGAUCCAAUGUUUCUUGCAACAAGCUUUUUCAGAAGACGCAAAUUUGACGAAUGUGUUGAAGUUUGUACGAAAUUACUGAUAAAAAAUCCUUAUGAUCAGGCAGCAUGGUUUCUAAAGACUAGAGCUCUGACAGAACAGACUUAUGUGGAUGAAGUUGAAGUGGAUGAAGAGGGUAUUGCAGAGGUUUUGAUGGAUGACACUGCAAUUGCACAAGUUGCAAGACCUGGUACAUCAAUGAAGAAGCCAGGAACUAGUCAAGGAGGACCAAGUCAAUCAGUGAGACCUGUUUCAUCAGCAGGCAGACCAUUAAGUGGAUUUGUCAGGCCUGGGACUCAAUCCGGAAGACCAGGUACAAUGGAGCAAGCAAUUAGAACUCCUAGGACUGCAAGCACAGCAAGACCUGUAACCAGUGCAUCAGGAAGAUUUGUCAGACUUGGCACUGCCUCCAUGUUGUCUCAGCCUGAUGGUCCAUUCAUAAACCUCUCAAAAAUAAAUUUUGGAAAAUAUGCACAAAGACCAAACUUGGCAAAGGCCUUAUUUGAGUACAUCUUCCACCACGAAAAUGACGUCAGAAAUGCUCUACAGUUAGCUGCUCUUGCAACUGAAGCAUCAGAGUUCAAGGACUGGUGGUGGAAAGUUCAGCUCGGAAAAUGUUAUUUUAGACUUGGUUUAUACAGAGAUGCGGAGAGGCAAUUAAAAUCAGCUUUGCGAGAUCAAGAAACCGUGGACGCAUUUUUGUAUCUAUGCAAAGUCUACGUAAGACUAGACCAGCCUCUCACUGGAAUUGAAGUUCUCCUAAAGGGCAUUGAUAGGUUUCCUGGCGAAACAAUGAUGCUAACGGGAAUUGCUAGAAUCUAUGAGGCAAUGGCUGACACAGAAAAUUCUGUAAAAUUUUACAAAGAGGUUUUGCAGCAUGAUAACACGCAUGUUGAGGCUAUCGCGUGCAUUGGGACAAACCACUUUUACUCUGACCAGCCUGAGGUGGCAUUGAAGUUUUUCAGGCGACUUCUACAAAUGGGUGUGUACAAUUCAGAAAUUUUCAACAACAUUGGACUCUGCUGCUUCUUCUCACAACAAUACGAUAUGGCCUUGAGCUGCUUCGAAAGGGCGCUUUCAAUGGCAACCGAUGAAAAUAUGGCGGACAUCUGGUAUAAUAUCAGUCACAUUGCCAUUAAUAUAGGCGAUAUGAGCCUUGCAUAUCAGUGCCUAAGGCUUUCUUUGGCAUCUGAUAAUAACCACGCUGAAGCAUUUAAUAAUCUUGGUGUUCUCGAGAUGCGAAAGAGGCGCCCUGAUCAGGUAGAACAGGCAAAGUCGUUUUUCAAGUCAGCGAUCCAGCUCUCAGAUCAAAUGUACGAGCCACAAUACAAUUUAGCACAUUUGUCAGAAAAGAUGGGGGAUGUACAGACCAGUUUUAAAUCGGUCGAGAAAUCAGUGGAAAUCUACCCGGAGCAUUGUGAGGGCAAAGACUUGUUGAAACAGCUGAAAGAACACCUGGCAAGUGUCUAAGAUUCUGAACCAUGGAUAGAUAAGUAUUCAAUGUAAAUAAAUCUGUAAAAAUAUCAGUUAAUUAUUUGAAGAAUCCUGCAGUAGUCACAGUUCCGUCCUAGUUUAAGAGAAAAGGUUGAAUCCUUUAUUGAAAAUUGUUGUUUUAUCAUGCCAAAUAACUGUG
Molecule: messenger RNA, 1775 nt
Organism: Rhopilema esculentum
Lineage: Eukaryota; Metazoa; Cnidaria; Scyphozoa; Rhizostomeae; Rhizostomatidae
Product: tetratricopeptide repeat protein 8
Biological process (GO): non-motile cilium assembly
Cellular component (GO): BBSome; non-motile cilium; ciliary basal body
Molecular function (GO): protein binding
Source: RefSeq, a predicted model, not a curated record